AUAUUUUAUUCCUGUAAUUUUGUUUUUUUCUUUAUGGAGAGCCAAAAAGUCACCUAAGUCUUCACGUCACCCUCCUCCUCGUUCCCUGCACCCUCCUCCUUUUAUAAGUACUCUUCAUAUCUACCAAUACCAAAACACGCGAGCGGAUUUGGUUCCAUUUUAUUUUCAUUUAGAACUGUUACAAUCAUCCAAACCUUGGUGUUUGUAGCCAUGAGUAAUCUCUCAGAUCUCGUUAACCUUAACCUCUCAGACACCACUGACAAAAUCAUUGCCGAAUACAUAUGGGUUGGAGGUUCUGGAAUGGAUAUGAGAAGCAAAGCCAGGACUCUAUCUGGACCAGUGAAGGACCCUUCAGAGCUACCAAAGUGGAACUAUGAUGGUUCAAGCACAGGUCAAGCUCCUGGUGAAGACAGUGAAGUCAUCUUAUACCCUCAAGCCAUUUUCAAAGACCCUUUCCGUAGAGGCGACAACAUUCUUGUCAUGUGCGAUGCUUACACUCCUGCGGGUGAACCAAUCCCGACAAACAAAAGACACGCUGCGGCUAAGGUCUUUAGCCACCCUGAUGUUGUAGCUGAAGUGCCAUGGUACGGUAUUGAGCAAGAGUACACUUUACUUCAGAAAGAUGUCAAGUGGCCUGUUGGUUGGCCUAUUGGUGGUUUCCCCGGCCCUCAGGGACCAUACUAUUGUGGUAUUGGAGCAGACAAAUCUUUUGGAAGAGACGUUGUUGAUUCUCACUACAAAGCCUGCCUAUAUGCUGGAAUCAACAUUAGUGGUAUCAAUGGAGAAGUCAUGCCUGGUCAGUGGGAGUUCCAAGUCGGUCCAGCUGUUGGUAUCUCAGCUGCUGAUGAAAUUUGGGUGGCUCGUUACAUUUUGGAGAGGAUCACAGAGAUUGCUGGUGUGGUUGUAUCUUUUGACCCGAAACCAAUUCCUGGUGACUGGAACGGUGCUGGUGCUCACUGCAAUUACAGUACCAAGACAAUGAGGGAAGAAGGCGGUUACGAGAUUAUCAAGAAAGCGAUCGAUAAAUUGGGACUGAGACACAAAGAACACAUUGCUGCUUACGGUGAAGGCAAUGAGCGUCGUCUCACUGGACACCACGAGACAGCUGACAUCAACACUUUCCUAUGGGGUGUUGCAAACCGUGGAGCCUCGAUCCGUGUUGGACGUGACACCGAGAAAGAAGGGAAAGGGUACUUUGAAGACAGGAGGCCAGCUUCGAACAUGGACCCUUACAUUGUCACCUCCAUGAUUGCUGAGACCACAAUCCUCUGGAAUCCUUGAUUUGAUCAGAUCAAGAAAAUCUUGAAUUGUUUCACUUAAUUGUGUGUUUCUUGCAAGAUUCAAAGUUUGUGUUUCUUCUAUCAAACAAGUGUCUCAGAAUUUAUUCAGGGCAAUGAUUUGCUCUGCUUAUUUCUGCUUUUGUAUUGUUUCCCACCCAUUGAAACCUACUCUGUUUUAUUACGAAUAAAAUUGAUCUACGUAAUGAAAGUGCUGUUUCAUCAUAUUA
Camelina sativa (false flax) is the source of this 1507-nucleotide messenger RNA. RefSeq names its product glutamine synthetase cytosolic isozyme 1-1. The record is from RefSeq and is a predicted model, not a curated record. NCBI's taxonomy places the organism in Eukaryota, Viridiplantae, Streptophyta, Magnoliopsida, Brassicales, Brassicaceae. Gene Ontology annotation, cellular component: cytoplasm. Gene Ontology annotation, molecular function: glutamine synthetase activity.